Molecule: messenger RNA, 2422 nt
Organism: Filobasidium floriforme
Lineage: Eukaryota; Fungi; Basidiomycota; Tremellomycetes; Filobasidiales; Filobasidiaceae
Exons: 5
Coding region: 204-2381 (725 amino acids)
Source: RefSeq, a predicted model, not a curated record
AGCAUAUCCAUCCGGGAGCCGCCAAGAGGUCUCGAACUUCACAUCGAACCUCGGGAAACACUCUAAUUGCUAGUUGCAAAGGUCGACUACUACUCUGUACUCUGUCCACCAUCCACAUCACAAGUCUAGAUCUGGGAUCAGAAUGAGACUAAAGUUAUAAACGCAACUCAAAACUCUACAAGUCUUCCAUCCGGCGCCCCACGAUGAUCCCCUUGCCCCAUAUCACCCGCCGUCAACUCGUCCUCUCCCUCAUUCUCGCCCUGACCUCGAUCAUCUUUCUCCUCGUCUCGCUCGUCCUCCAACCUUCCGAUUCUUCCUCCCAGCCGACACCACAAUCGUCAGGAUCCCGGUUCGACCCAUGGGGGGUCAAGGAUUCGGCAGCCCAAGGGAUCCGAUGGGUCGUCGUGGAAAAGGUCCGGGCCAACUUUGGAUUCGGGAGCGGGUAUAUCCCUGUCGAUGAGAGACCCUUAGCGGAGGAUGAGAGUGGAGCGGGGCUGUUCGAUUCAGAUGGAGGAGUAGGAUCGGAUCCUUCUUCGCCCUUGUCACCGUCAUCAUCCGGGCUAGGUUUGACCCAUGGCUGGAAUACGGUCAAGAACAAGUCUUCAUCCGUCUGGAACACCCUCGGUUCCAAGCUUUCCUCUUUGACCUCCUCUUCCACUUCGCAAAGACCUCGUGUGACAGACUGGGACGACCUUCCCUUCGAGAACAAGGCUUUCAAAGAAUGGGAAUACACUCGAGGGCUUAUAUACGAAGGGACCGGGGCGAGAGUUCAGAGGUUUUUGGAGAAAGCUAGGAGCGGGAGAGGCUUCGUCGUAGCCGUCGUCGGAGGGAGUGUGAGUAAAGGAAGGGGCUUGCCGAAAUUGCCUUUCGAUGUCGAAGUCGGGAGGUAUGUCAUCGGUGGAUCAGAGUCGCCAUCAUCACACGUAGAAUCGGGUUCAACGUCGAUAUCGUCCGCAAUAUCGAAAGAAGAGGGCAACGAUGCGAAGACACAUCAUCAUCACCAGGACCAUCCUAACAAACACAAACGACUCCUCUCCUCUUCCUUUCCGGAAGACCGGAACCCGGCCAAGACCCAAAACCUAUACAACCCCUUCAACAUGCACAUGCAAGUCUUCGAGUAUCUCAACGAGAGGUUCCCGGCUAUGCCGCUCGAGUACGGUUAUAGCAGAAAAGCACGUCAAGCAGAGGAAUCAUCGACGCCUAUAGCAAACUUGACUAGCGGGGUCGAGCCGGGCCACGAACAUCAUCCGCACCAUCGCGGGUCUAACCAGUUCAUCAACGGUGCCCAAGGUGGAAUCGGAUCGGAUUAUUUCGCUGGGUGUUGGAAAGAACAUCUGGGGGAGGAUGUCGAUCUCGUCAUCGUCGAGUUGGGAAUCAACGAUGCCAGAAGUCUCGAGGCUAUGGAGAAUUACGAGUUGUUGUUGCGGAGCUUGUUGGAGAUGGGUUCAAGGCCGGCGGUGAUCAAUGUACAAACGUUUACCCUCCUUUUCUCGACCCUAUCGCAAGCAUCAUCUUUACACAUCGAUGUCGCAGCGUAUUACGAUACGCCCGUCAUCUCGCUCCGUGACGUCCUCCUCCCCCGCAUCCUCAACGACCCGACCUCCAAUCCGGCACCUGGAGGUGUCUUAGGUCCUGCGGCCAAGGUCGGGCUGGAGGUGAAGAAAUGGUUCAGGAAUGUUCCUGAGGAGGAGAGAAUCGAGGGGGAUGCAAAGGUUGUGGACGGGGUUGAUCUGAUGCAUAUCAGUCACCAUGGCCACAGUCUCCUCGCGGAACUGGUUGUGCACUAUUUACAACUCCAAAUCGCUCAGAUGGAAGAUUAUGACCUGUACCUGGACGACGAAGAGGACGAAUCGUUCGAUAGCGAUGUCGAGCUGACAGAUAUUCCCGGCAUGUUGCUUGCUUCGGCUUAUGCUCCUAACAAGAAGGUCAGGCGAACGAAUCCGUCCUGCACGAGUACCAACUCGGCUUUCGAAUCGAGAAGGCUGGUCUUGCCGGAAAAGUCGAGCGGAUGGGAUACGUAUAACUGGGGAGAGAAACGGUACCUUAUUUCAGAUAAGCCAGGAUCGCGAAUCACGUUCCCGUUCGUCACUCAAGCCAAACCUGGACGAGACGGGCAGGGCGAGGGGUACGUCAAGAUCGGCCACCUGCGGAGCAAGGUCUUGGGUCUUGGCAGUAUCGGUUGUUGGGUGGACGAUCGGGAGGAUGACAAGACCAGGGUGGAUGGAUGGUGGGACAUUAAGGAACGGAAUAUGGGAAUGAUAACCACCAUCAGGGAAGACUUAUUACCGGGUCAACAUACUCUUACAUGCGAAGUGUUGGCAGAUACUCUGGAUCCAAAGGGCGGGACCGAGUUCCGGUUGAUCUCGGUGCUAAGCGACUGAUCGUGGACGCAACCGAGUUUACGAGCCAGGCAAAGAGUUUG